Molecule: messenger RNA, 3339 nt
Organism: Camellia sinensis
Lineage: Eukaryota; Viridiplantae; Streptophyta; Magnoliopsida; Ericales; Theaceae
Biological process (GO): protein phosphorylation
Molecular function (GO): ATP binding; protein binding; protein kinase activity
Source: RefSeq, a predicted model, not a curated record
AAUAUACUUGGCAAAAAAAAAAAAUAAUUCACCAAAACACAGCCAUACAUUUCUUUGCUCAAUGGGGCUUCCAAGCUUAAGCUUGAGCAUGUCAUGGCUAGUACACAAUUUGCAUAUUCAUCUAGUACUCUUUUGUUGUUUGAGCAUUCUCAACUCCGGCUUUACUGCUACCACAUCCAGCUCCUGGCUAAUGGGGAACGAGUCGGACCGACUUUCAUUGCUAGCAAUUAAGGCCAAAAUAGUUGAGGAACCACUGCAUGUUUUGAGCUCCUGGAAUGACUCUAUCCACUUCUGCCAAUGGCAGGGCGUUACGUGUGGCCGCAGGCAUCAGAGGGUCACUGCCUUGGACUUACAUUCCCGAGAACUGGUGGGAUCGAUAUCACCACACCUUGGGAAUUUAAGCUUUCUGAGGGAAUUACUGCUUCAGAACAAUAGCUUUGGCAAUGAAAUUCCCCCAGAGAUUGGCCGUUUGCCAAGGCUGCAGAUUUUGCAGCUGAACAACAACUCAAUUGAUGGCCGAAUUCCUGUAAAUAUAUCUCGUUGCGCUAACCUUAUUUUCCUCAAUUUUUCUAACAAUGGGCUGGUAGGAGAAGUUCCUGUGGAGCUUGGAUCCUUGUCAAAGCUCGUGAUAGUAAUGAUAUACAAGAACAAUCUUACAGGGAGUAUCUCUCCUUUUGUGAAUUUGUCAUCUCUUCGCGGAUUGUCUUUAGCCUACAACCACUUUGAUGGCAGCAUUCCUGAUGGUUUUGGUCGACUGAAGAAUCUUCAGCAGCUUGCACUCGGCGUAAACAACUUGUCUGGCACCAUCCCUCCUUCGCUCUUCAACCACUCUUCUCUCAUAGUGUUUGAUGUCAUUAUGAACCAAAUUCAGGGAAGUCUUCCCAGGGACUUGGGCAUCACUCUUCCCAAUCUUGAAUUCUUCGGCAUUGGUCUUAACCAUUUUACUGGAUCAAUUCCAGUUUCAAUAUCGAAUGCAUCUAAACUCCACCGCCUAGAAAUGCCUAAAAACAAAUUUACUGGAAAGGUUCCUAAUUUAGCGGGGCUCCAUAACCUCGAUCGCCUAAUCCUUACAGGGAAUCAACUUGGAUUGGGGGAAGCCGAUGACUUGAACUUCAUCUCUUCUUUGAUCAAUGCCACCAAUUUACAGGUUUUGGGCGUGAACAUUAACUAUUUUGGCUGCAAGUUGCCAGAGUCCAUCGGUAAUCUCUCGAGUAAUCUUCAAGUUUUGUAUCUAGACAACAAUCAGAUAUUCGGAAGCAUUCCAGCCGGGAUUGUAAAUCUUGUUGGCUUGCAGAGUUUGGAUGUUCAGGUUAACCAACUCACCGGUAGCAUUCCAAGUGAGAUUGGAAAGCUUCAAAAUUUACAGGAAUUGAGGCUCAGCUACAAUUCAUUGUCUGGUAACAUUCCAUCCUCCAUAAGAAAUCUAAGUUUGUUAAGUAUACUUUUUUUAGGAGUCAAUAAUUUUCAGGGAAACAUUCCUUCAAGCCUAGGGAAUUGUAGCAAUUUGCAAUGGUUGCUUCUUGAGCGAAACAACCUUAAUGGUACCAUACCAAAACAAGUUGUUUGUAUCUCAUCCUUAUCUAUAUAUCUAGACCUAUCCCAAAACCAAUUGAGUGGUUCUCUUCCCGUGGAAGUUGGAAAUUUGGUAAAUCUCGGUUCCUUGGAUGUCUCGCACAACUUGUUUUCGGGUGAAAUUCCGAGCACUCUUGGCAGCUGCACAAGCCUGGAAACGCUGUGUUUGGGGAACAACUUUUUCAACGGAACCAUUCCUUCUUCUUUCAGAUUCUUGAGAGGCCUUAGAGAGUUGGAUCUCGCGAACAAUAGUUUGUCAGGUGAAAUUCCAGUGUACUUGGAGAGCUUCAGCUUGCAAGAUUUGAAUCUAUCUUUUAAUAAUUUUGAAGGAGUAGUACCAACACAAGGUGUAUUUAGUAAUGCAAGUACUAUAUCGGUGGUGGGAAACACUAAGCUCUGUGGGGGCGUAGCUGAAUUAAAGCUACCUAAAUGCAACUUCAAAGUAGAUGAAAAGAGGAGAUCAAACAGUGCCUUAACUUUAUCACUGUCUAUACCCUUUGGUUUUGUAGGACUAGCUCUCAUGGGGUGUGUUCUAUAUCUUUGCUGGUUUAGAAAGAGAAGAAAAGAUAUUCCUUCAGAUUCAUCAAAAAAUUUACUCUCGAGAGUGUCUUACCAAACUCUUCUUAAAGCCACUGAUGGCUUCUCAUCGUUCAAUUUAAUCGGUGUUGGUAGUUUUGGGUCUGUGUACAAAGGAGUUAUUGAUGGAAGAAUUGUCGCUGUGAAGGUAAUUAACCUUUUACGACAUGGAGGUUCGAAGAGUUUUGUAUCUGAAUGUGAGGCAUUAAGAAACAUUAGACAUCGGAAUCUUGUCAAGGUGCUAACGGCAUGUUCGACAAUAGAUUAUCAGGGUCAUGACUUCAAGGCCCUGGUUUAUGAGUUCAUGGUCAAUGGGAGCCUUGAAGAGUGGUUGCAUCCAAAUUGCAAUGAAGAUUUGUCAAAUGAAGAGUUUAAGAAGCUAAACCUUCUUCAGAGACUAGAUAUUAUCAUUGAUGUUGCUUGUGCCCUGAAUUAUCUUCACAACCAGGGCCAAACCCCAAUAGUCCACUGCGAUCUUAAGCCAAGCAACAUUCUUUUGGACAAAGAUAUGACAGGGCAUGUUGGUGAUUUUGGGUUAGCAAAAUUCCUUGCAGACCAUGCCACCCAUGACUUGUCCGCAAAUGAAACAAGCUCUGUUGGCAUAAGGGGAACAAUAGGUUAUACUGCUCCAGAAUAUGGUAUGGGAAGUGAGGUCUCGGCAUACGGUGAUAUCUACAGUUUUGGUAUCCUCAUGUUAGAAAUGUUUACUGGGAAGAGACCCACCGAUGAAAUGUUUAAAGAUGGUUUAAGCCUCCACAGCUUUGUGAAAGAGGCUUUGCCUGGCAGUGUAUUGGAGAUUUUAGACCCAAUACUUUUUCAGACCGAAGGAGAAGAGGAAGAGAGCUUCAUAAUGAGUGAAAAGACUGUGGAGUGGUUGAGUUUGAUACUUGAAAUUGGAGUCAAUUGUUCUUCAGAACUGCCUAGAGAAAGAACAAACAUUAAUGAUGUUGCAGCUAAAUUGCAUUUCAUCAAAGACACUCUUCUAGGUUCUGCCUAGAGAUGAAUUUAUGAGGGAAUCAAUUGGAAUGUAAUGCUUUUGUCUUAAUAAUCCCCUUUCUGGAAGAGAUUACAUGUUUAAUAACAGCCUUACUUCCACAUUGGUUGAGCCAACUCUACGUUUGGUACAUUUAGUGAAAAGGAAUGUAACUUAUUCAAAGAAAGUGUUAGAAUUUGAAAUGUGUUGAUCGGAUU